This is a messenger RNA of Lodderomyces parapsilosis, 540 nucleotides long. Its product is annotated as histone H2A.Z-specific chaperone CHZ1. Bases 1 to 540 code for a protein of 179 amino acids. The record is from RefSeq and is a predicted model, not a curated record. Lineage: Eukaryota; Fungi; Ascomycota; Pichiomycetes; Serinales; Debaryomycetaceae. The transcript has a single exon.
AUGUCUGAACAAGAAGUUAAAGAAUUGCCAAAGGAGCAAAAAGAGGAGGAAGUUGUUGCUGAAACCAAAGUUGAAGAGACUGAAACUGGAUCAAAGGGCGACAAUGCAGCAGAUGAUGCAACUGAUGCAAAUACAUCUACAACUGAAAGUGUUAAAAGAAAAGACUCUGUUGAGGCUGCUGGGGAACCAAAGAAGAAGAAAAAGAGAAGAACUUAUGAUGAUGACGAGCCAGAGGCAAAGAAGGAAGAAAUUGAAGCGGGAGGAAAGGAAGUGGCUGAUGGGGAAGAUGAAGAUGAAGAUGAAGAUGCCGAAGCUGAUGCUGAAGAGCAAGAAGAAGACGAUGAUGAUGAUGAUGAUGAUGAUGAUGACGAAGAAGAUUACGACGGAGAGGACGACGGAGGAGAUGAGGAGGAAGAAGAGGACGAGCUCAAUGAAAUAGACACCACAAACAUUAUCACGAGUGGUAGAAGAACAAGAGGUAAGCAAAUUGAUUUCAAGGAUGCUGCUGCGAAAUUGGAUGCUGAAGGGGUCAAGGAAUAA